UUAUCGGGACACAAAAAACCCUCAUUUGCCAAACACUUAUCUAUCUCUGCAAACAAAACAAAUUCAAAAACACACAAAGAAGAUAAUGGCGGUGUCCUUGGGUUUAUGCUCAGUAUUCUCAACCGGCGAAACGGCGUCGUUUGCUAAGUCAGCUUCGUUUCCCUCCGUCAAGCUUGCUAAUGUGCGCACUGUGACCUUUGCGACGGCUUCAAAGCCGGCUGCUGCUGAGCCGAAGAAGCGUGAGCCAAGAGGGAUUAUGAAGCCGAAAAGAGUUUCCCCUGAAAUGCAAGCAUUCCUUGGUGGUAUGUCUGAGAUUCCUCGUACUCAAGCACUUAAGUUGAUUUGGGCCCACAUCAAAGGGAACAGCCUUCAGGAUCCUCAAAACAAGAAGGUCAUAAUUUGCGAUGACAAGUUGAAGACGAUUUUUGAUGGAAAGGAGCGUGUUGGGUUCCUUGAGAUUGCUGGUUUGAUUAGUCCUCACUUUCUUAAGUGAUCUGUCUAAAGGGCAGAAGGGAAGUUCUUUUUUUUGUAAAUUAGGCUUCUAGAUUGGGUAAUGGUCUCUACUAGGAAUAGUGCUGCUUUUUGAAUUUAGCUUAUCUAAACUUAUCUGAAGGAAGCCUUAGUCUAUGAAGAUCACUCUUUUGUGGAAGUUUGGAUUUGGUCUUCAGAUCUACAUAUGAAGGUUUUCCGAUGCAAGAUUAGUAGCCAGUGAAUUGUCAAUCUUAAACAUAUUGCAGUGUUAUGAGCAGUAUGCUAUAUACAGGGCAUAUUUAGUACAAUUUCGGCUUGGCUGCAGCACUUACUGAACUCUGAUAUGGUCAAAUGUACUGAAUAUUUGGGAUUUUUCCUUGCAAAUGUAUGACAAUAUCCAGUGUUAUUUCUA
Molecule: messenger RNA, 883 nt
Organism: Lycium barbarum (goji berry)
Lineage: Eukaryota; Viridiplantae; Streptophyta; Magnoliopsida; Solanales; Solanaceae
Exons: 2
Coding region: 86-493 (135 amino acids)
Cellular component (GO): nucleus
Source: RefSeq, a predicted model, not a curated record